GAUAUUUGGGAUGGCGGGUGUUGGUUAAUGACUUGACAAGCCGCGCGGUUUGUUUUAUCAGAUCAGGCAUAACUUUGGACAUCUAUGUGGUCGAGAUGAGGGCCGUUUCAUUUCUAGAUAAAGUAGAGUACGAAUUUGUGGGCAACUUUCUGCAGCAUGCGAUAUGUCUCGGAGAUGUUGACAACGACAAGAACAUUGAACUGGUGGCCGGCAACCUUCAGGGGGAUCUUGCUGUCUUCAAGUUCCAGCAACCUAGACCGUGGGCUCUGGCAUCGAACUUGGGGGCGGUGGCUGCUGUGAUCGUUGGCGACAUCCUGAAUGAUUCUCAGAACAAGGUCCUCAGCAUCAGCUGUGAUGGCUGGUGUCAUAUGUUCGCUCUGCAGGCAGACACAAAUGAGGAUGAUCGGAAGCAGCUCCAGCCUUUCCAUAGCCAGAGAUUGCCCGCAAACACAAAGAUGGCCCUGCUGGCUGACAUCAACAAGGAUGGGAAGAUGGAGCUAAUCCUUGGCCUGACUGAUCGUGUUGUGAGGACAUACCAGUGGAGUUCACUAAGCGAGGGUGGCACCGAAAGCCAGGGCAAGCUGGUAGGCCUGCACAAGUGGGAGUUUGCAAAUCAGGUAGGCAACAUCUCGCUCAACAAUACACCUGAAGGGGGCCUGGCCAUUCUGGUUGCGCAGCCUGGUGGCACCUACAUCAAGCUCGACUUUGGCUCAUCUAAGGCUUGUCAACCCCAUGAGAGCAGUCCUGGUGAAACUGCUGCAAGUAAUGGAGUGGCAGCCGAAGACAGUGCCCUGCUGAUGUCAGUGAGUCCGCAGCACCACAAGCUGGGCUUGUCCCACAUGCGCAAUCCCAAUGUGUCGUCGGUCAUUGCGGGCAGCAUCCUGGGCACCACCCGUGCCGGGGAGCCGGUCAGCUCCCUCAUGGCUCUGGCCACGUUGGACGGCACGCUAAUGCUGGUUGACGACGGAGACAACAUCCUGUGGUCCCUGCAGGUGGACCACCAGCUAUUCGCCCUCACCAAGAUGGAUGUGGUGUGUGAUGGCCGUGAAGAGGUUAUAGCGUGUGCGUGGGAUGGCCAGACAUACAUUGUCAACGAAGAACGGCAAUCGGUGCGUUUCCAGUUUGACGAGGCAGUGUGCACAUUCACGGCAGGCAAUCUCUCGCUGAGUGCUGGUGAGACACAACCCUGCCUCGUGUACGCUACAUUCAACAAUCGCAUCGUGGUCUACUACAAUAUCACCUUCACAAACAUGGCCACGCAGUCGUUGCUCGAUGAUGUUCAGCUCGUGGCCGCAGUUAAUGAACUGGUUCCAGAUGUGGACCCUCGUAAAUUUCUCCAGUGGUGUCUGUAUGGAUCUCGGCCUCUGCUGGGGGAUCAAGCUUCAUCUGAUGCUUCAGAGCAUCCCAAGGAAGGCACCGACCCAGGUGGAGCAACAGAAGUGGUGUAAUGAGCCUACAGGUCCGACGGUUAUCCUGAGAUGCACCGGUCACGGCACUGUGAGCUUUGGGUGUUUCGUUUCAACAUUGAUAGCAUCUCUGCCACCUUAAAAUAGUUGCUUUAGGGGCGCAUUGUUAAAGGGAAACUAAAGGCAACUAAAGGGACAAUAAAGGCAACUGUUAAGUUUACGUUGAUUAUUGAAAUAGCGGUCCAUAAACCUCGUAGUGUGAUGUUUGUGUCAAGGAAGGCCUAUUUUGAAAUAAAAUCACGUUUUAGUGGUUCGCA
Rhipicephalus microplus (southern cattle tick) is the source of this 1723-nucleotide messenger RNA. Its product is annotated as KICSTOR complex protein ITFG2. Gene Ontology annotation, biological process: regulation of TOR signaling. Gene Ontology annotation, molecular function: protein binding. Gene Ontology annotation, cellular component: KICSTOR complex. The record is from RefSeq and is a predicted model, not a curated record. NCBI's taxonomy places the organism in Eukaryota, Metazoa, Arthropoda, Arachnida, Ixodida, Ixodidae.